Molecule: messenger RNA, 1143 nt
Organism: Babesia bigemina
Lineage: Eukaryota; Apicomplexa; Aconoidasida; Piroplasmida; Babesiidae
Product: ATPase, AAA family, putative
Exons: 2
Coding region: 1-1143 (380 amino acids)
Biological process (GO): endosomal transport; vacuole organization
Molecular function (GO): ATP binding; ATP hydrolysis activity
Source: RefSeq, a predicted model, not a curated record
AUGAACGACGAGGAGCGCCAGCAGCGCGCAGUGGAACUGUCGCAGCAGGCAAUAGACUUGGACAAUGCGGGCAACUACCGUGCGGCGUUCGACUGCUACCUUCGCGCGCUCGACCAAUGGGCGGUCGUCUGCAAGUACCAGAAGAACCCUGUCCUGCAGGAGCGCUUCUGCGUCAGGAUGAAGGAGUACCUGGAGCGCGCAGAGGCGUUGAAGCGCAUGCUCAACGAGAACGCGCCGGUUGAUGAGUUCUCGAAGGCAGGUGACGCUGGCGGUGGCGCCGGGGGCCCCGCGUUCAGCGAGCAGGUGGACCAGCUGUCUAAAAUUCAAAGACCCAACGUGAAAUGGUCCGACAUUGCAGGCCUCGAAGCAGCCAAGGAAUCGCUGCAGGAGGCUGUCGUGCUGCCGCUGCGGUUCCCGAACCUGUUCACGGGCGCCCUCAAGCCGUGGCGCGGCAUUUUGCUAUACGGGCCACCUGGAACGGGAAAGACGUACCUAGCGCAGGCGUGUGCCACCGAGAUAGCCGCCACAUUUCUGCCGGUGUCGUCUUCCGACAUCAUGAGCAAGUGGCAGGGUGAGAGUGAGAAGUUCGUGAAGUCGCUGUUCCAGACGGCGAGGGAGCGGGCGCCGUGUGUCAUUUUCAUCGACGAGAUCGACUCCCUGUGCAGCACCCGUAGCGAGGGCGAGAAUGAGUCGGGUCGCCGGGUGAAGACGGAGUUCCUGGUGCAGAUGCAGGGCGUGUCAGAGGGCGGAAAUGGCGUCCUGGUCCUUGCCGCUACCAACCUUCCGUGGAGCCUGGACACGGCCAUCAUUCGGCGGUACGUGUGUUCCGCUGUGACGCUUAUACGUUGCAGUUUCGACCGCCGUAUUUACAUACCGCUGCCUGACUUCCGUGCCCGCCGUACGCUCGUGGAGCUGGGUAUGCGUGGCUGCGAUCACGAGCUGCGAAGUGAGGACUUCGACGAGGUCGCUCGGCAAACAGAAGGGUUCAGCGGCUCCGACCUUAACGUGGUUGUGCGCGACGCCCGCAUGCAGCCGCUGCGGAAGUGCAAGGACGCCACGCAUUUCAAGAAGGUGGUCCGCAACUCGCAGACUUUCUACAUACCCUGUUCACCAGGUGAGUGGUUUGCUACGUGGAGUGGCUAA